This is a messenger RNA of Austrofundulus limnaeus, 4312 nucleotides long. RefSeq names its product pleckstrin homology domain-containing family G member 3. Bases 128 to 4159 code for a protein of 1343 amino acids. Gene Ontology annotation, biological process: regulation of establishment of cell polarity. Gene Ontology annotation, molecular function: guanyl-nucleotide exchange factor activity; small GTPase binding. Lineage: Eukaryota; Metazoa; Chordata; Actinopteri; Cyprinodontiformes; Rivulidae. The transcript is spliced from 18 exons. The record is from RefSeq and is a predicted model, not a curated record.
CUGAUCUGAACCUUCAUCUCUGCGGCUGAAUCUCUGAACAUGUGGUGUGUUCAGGUGUCUGUGAAGCCGCAGGAGAACAGGGACUCUUGUCUUUGAAGCCUUUGAACGAGACGUUUUGGGGGAGUUGAUGGGGUACCAGAGGAGGCACAGCCUGGCAGGAGGAGGUGUUGCUGUGGUCAGGUGCUCGUGUUCAGAGGAGGAGGUGAGGAUCUCCUUCAGGAGCAGAGUGGACGAGCGGCGGCUCAGACGGGUGUUUCUGCGCCGCUGGUUUGGUGGACUUUCAGUGUCUCUGCUGCUCAGAUAUUUGUCUAAAGCCUCAGAGGACUGGGAGUCGCCUCGUUUGUCCAACGCCUCCAUCAGCAGCGAUGAGCGCGCUCCAUCCGCCGAUGCCUCGGACCCGCCGCCGUCGGGCCGGCGCCCCGUGAGCCUGAUCUCCACACAGUCCUCGGGUUACGGAUCCUCCAGGGACGACUACCCCGCGCCGCCUCAACUCCCCGCUGGGUCCUCCGACGUCGACCCGAACCAGAACCUGAGCCCCGCAGAGGACGCCGCUGACCCCGAGGGGCCGAGCCCCCAGCCCUCGACGAAGAGUUGUAGCUUCGUUCACAGUAAGAACGGCCUAAAUAAAGGGGGCACACCAAACCGGGCCUCCAGUCGCCGGCAGCCCUUCAUCAGCGCCACCAUGGCGCCCAACCCCCAGCUGACCUACCUGGACCGCGUCAUCAUGGAGAUCAUCGAGUCCGAGAGGAUGUACGUCAGAGACCUGCGGAUGAUCGUAGAGGAUUAUCUGGCUCACAUCAUCGAUCAGUCCAGUCUGUCCAUCCAUCCUGAGCAGGUCUGCGCUCUGUUUGGAAACAUCGAGGACAUUUAUGAGUUCAACAGCGAGCUGCUGCACGACCUCGACUUGUGUGAGAACGAUCCCGUCGCCGUCGCCAGGUGUUUUGUUGUGAAGAGUGAUUACUUUGAAAUCUACACCCAGUACUGCACCAACUACCCAAACUCAGUGGCAGCGCUGACAGAGUGCAUGAGGAACAAAUCUCUGGCCAAGUUUUUUCGUGACCGUCAGGCGUCGUUGAAGCGCUCACUUCCUCUGGGUUCGUACCUGCUGAAGCCUGUUCAGAGGAUUCUGAAGUACCACCUGCUGCUACAGGAGAUUGCGAAGCACUUUGACCCCGAGGAGGAGGGGUAUGAGGUGGUGGAGGAGGCCAUCUACACCAUGACGGGCGUGGCCUGGUACAUCAACGACAUGAAGAGGAAACACGAGCACGCCGUCCGCCUGCAGGAGGUCCAGUCUCUGCUGCUGAACUGGAAAGGCCCAGACCUCUGCACAUUUGGAGAACUGGUUCUGGAGGGAACCUUCAAAGUCCCACGGGCCAAACACGAGAGGACGCUCUUCCUGUUUGACCGCAUGCUGCUCAUCACCAAACGCCGCGAGGAACACUACGUCUACAAGACGCACAUCUCUAGCUCCACCCUGAUGCUGAUCGAGAGCGCCAAAGACUCUCUGAGCUUCAGCGUGACCCACUACAAACACCCCAAACAGCCUCAGACGGUCCAGGCGAAGACGGUGGAAGAGAAGAAGCUCUGGGCUCAUCACAUCAAACGCAUCAUUCUGGAAAACCACCACGCCGUCAUCCCACAGAAGGCUAAAGAAGCCAUUCUGGAGAUGGAUUCUAUCUAUCCUCCCAGGUACCGUUACAGUCCUGAGCGUCUGAAGAAACCCGGGUCCGAUGAAUUUCCACGAGACGCUCGUUAUGGCCGCAGACAGUCAGAACCAACCAAACAAAUGAUGAAGAACAGCAAAGCUGAACUCGCAGCACGUCUGGAGGAGACGGAACGAGGUGACAGCUCCUCUAACAGAGAAAAUGGACAACUUUCUGAAAGCAACAAGCUGAAUGGAUCUGAAUCAACACCUGAACAGCAAACAGCGGGCGAGCUUGAACAAGGGAAAACACCAGAGAAGACAGAAGAUUCUGAACCAGAACUGUCCUCUGAUCCGGCCUCUUCUAUCAUCUCUGUGUCGCCUCAGAAGUCAGAAGAUCCAAAGCCUGAGGAAAAUCCUGACCCUGUAGAGGAGCCGUCCUGUGCCACAACAGAUUCAGACUCAAAGACCUUGAGCAGCGGCGAGUCCUCUGAGGACGAGAGGGAUGCCCACGAGGAGUCCGGAUCCCCGAGCAUCCUCCCGUCCUCGGUUCUGGACAAGGCCAGCGACAUCGCUCAGCACUUCAGCAGCAUCAAGAGAGGCAGCCUGGCUCAGGACGACGCUCGCUCUAUCAGCUGCGCUUCGCCUCGGCUGCCCAGCAGGACCAGCAGCAUCCUCAGCCUCAGCACCGAGGUGGCCGACCGGCCUCUGAGGCGUAACAGCGUGUCUUCAGAACCCCCAGAGACCUUCAACGACACGGACCUCACCUUGCCGACCAAUCGAGACGACGGCAUCUAUGAUCCAGACCGAAGCAUCCGGCGAAGGCGGGACUCCACCCUGUCCAAGCAGGACCAGAUUCUCAUUGGGAAAAUCAAGACCUACUAUGAGAACGCCGGAAACCAGGACGCCACCUUCAGCAUCCGACGCAGGGAGAGUCUGACCUACAUCCCGACGGGGCUGGUCAGGAGCUCAGUCAGCCGGCUGAACAACGUCCGAACAAACUCGACUGCCUCGACCGCAUCUUCAAGCCUGGAUCCUCCCUCUGCGGAUUAUACUCUACCUUCUAGUCUCUCUUUGGACUCUUUGAAGUCCGAUCAGCUAAACUCCGAUUCUGGGGACCAGCAGAGGUCCAGGUCUCAAAGCCUGCACGAUGAUCUCUUUGACGAUGAAGAGUUCAGACCGUCAUCUGAAAUGAUAAAGGUCUGGCAGGAGAUGGAGCAGCGGAUCACCGACGACAGAGAGUUUGGUCAAUCCGGUGACGUUGUUACCCCAACCAAGAGUUCUGACCCCGAGAGUGGAGCUUCUGACCUCAGCACCAUCACAGAGGACUCCACAAGUCCUUCGCCCCCCAAACCCAAAGCUCCAGGCUUCAGUCGGACAGGAAGCGUGAAGAACGCCCUGAGGUGUUUUGGGGAGGAGGCCGCAGUUCUCAAAGCCACGGUUCCCCGAGUGGCCCAGCUGAGGGCGGAGGCCGAGGGCGAAAGACCCGGAGACGGCUCGAAACAGACGGAUGACGUCGACAAGGGGAACAGCAAAGUCCUCUCUCUGGCCCGUCGGUACAGUCAGCUGAUCAAAACCACCAAACCCACGGUCCAGCAGCGAAACCAGACCGCCCCCGUUAAGAAGAGCUUGGCUUGUGUGGUGGAGGAGAAGGAGAACUCAGGUAAAUCCAGCCUAUCUUUGCCACUGGUAUCUAAUCACCCGGACCCCUCUCUGCCUCUAAGCCCCGCAGACCGGUCUCCGGUCACUGACAGCUCCAGGGGAGUCUCUCCAGGCCGGGCUCCUUCUCGUAGCCCCCUCAGCCCAUCUCCUCCCGUUGAAGUCUUCACCUGGCCCGAUGUCCGUGAACUCCGGUCCAAGUACUCCAUCGGCAGGUGCGCCCAGAGGAACCCGGUGAGCCGGAGCCGCUCCAUCCCAGAGAAGUUGUUCAUAGGCGGUCAGAGGAGGCAUUCCAGCGGCUCCAGCCUCCUCGACGUCGAAGCGUCCGGAGCGGCGUCUUCGCGCAAACCUCGAAGGAGCCGAAACGUGAGCCAGGAGGAACGCAGCAAACGGCUUCACCGAGCCAACUCUCUGGACCCUCGUUUGAGCGGGGCACAGAUGAGCGAGCUGCAGAGGCUCCAGGACGAGUCCAGCUGCGACGGCUACUACAUCUCAGCCGAGGCGCCGCUGACCGACGACCCCGAGCACAAAAUCAUCAUCAUGGAGAAACUGCCCAACAAAACGGCAGGAAAACCAAAAGAGGACGACGACGGCAGCUACGUCCAGAUCCGCUCUCCCACCAGCAGGGAGAAGAUCUCCAUCAUGGCCGUCAUCGACCGCUGCCGGGCCUAUCAGGAGUCCGACGAAUACAAACAAAGAGAGGAAGCCAAAACCAAAAGUGAGCCCGGAAAGACGGCAGCGGCCUCUGCCGAGCAGGACGAGGGUCCGAAAACCAGAUCAAACUCAGGACCGAAGGCAGAGAGCAGUCAGGGGAGCAUCGUGAAAAAUUUGAGAGAAAAGUUCCAGAGUCACAACUAAAACUAAAGAAUCUGCAGCGUCUUUAAUAUUUAUUUCAAAAUAAAACGUCAGGUCUGCUGACGACAGACGACCAAAGAUAUAAAAACACAGUUCCAGUUCAAAUACUGACCAAAGGUCAACGGUUCCACUGUUUCCCCUUCUCUGUAACAAAAA